GUGGACACGGCCCGAGGUUUCGGCGGCGUGAGCGAAGGGAUGCGCCCAGCCCGCACCGGCCGCCUCUAGCUCCGCGCCCGCCGCCGCUCCCCUCCAUGAGCCGCCCCGCGUCCCUGCUGCCGGCCGCCCGCUGCCGCAGCGCUCCGGCCAAGCGGCUCCACACCCUCCACGACGGCCCCGCCGAAGAAACCCCGGCUGCCAAAUCCCCUCGCCUCGCCGACUGCGGACCCCCGGAUUGCUUGAGCGCUCCCGGUUCGCCUUGUGCUCCUCCGGCUUCUCCCGCCGGCGGGGGAUCGGCGGGUCCCAGCCUGAUCGCCUCGUACCUGCUGCUGCCGCUGGCCGAGCGGGAGCAGGUGUCCAGGGCGCUGAGCGUCAGCUCCGGGCGGGAGCUGCGCUGCAAGGUGUUCCCCCUCAAACACUACCAGGACAAGAUCCGGCCUUACAUUCAGCUGCCAUCGCACAGAAACAUCACCGGGGUUGUCGAAGUCAUCCUCGGGGACACCAAGGCCUAUGUGUUCUUUGAAAAGGACUUUGGGGACAUGCACUCCUACGUGAGGAGCUGCAAGAGGCUGAAGGAAGAGGAGGCUGCCCGGCUGUUCAAGCAGAUCGUCUCUGCUGUAGCUCACUGCCACCAGUCGGCCAUCGUACUUGGUGACCUCAAGCUCAGGAAAUUUGUCUUCUCUAAUGAAGAAAGGACUCAGCUGCGGCUGGAGAGCCUGGAAGACACACACAUCAUCAAAGGUGAAGACGAUGCGCUCUCAGACAAGCACGGCUGCCCGGCCUAUGUCAGCCCUGAGAUCCUAAACACAACGGGGACUUACUCUGGAAAAUCAGCUGACGUGUGGAGUUUGGGAGUGAUGCUCUAUACCCUGCUAGUGGGACGCUAUCCCUUCCAUGACUCGGACCCUAGCACUCUGUUUUCCAAGAUCCGGCGUGGACAGUUCUGUAUUCCUGACCAUGUCUCCCCCAAAGCCCGAUGCCUCAUCCGCAGCCUCCUGAGGCGGGAGCCCUCUGAAAGACUCACUGCUCCAGAGAUCUUGCUUCACCCUUGGUUCGAGGCAGUCUUGGAGCCUGGAUAUACAGACCAGGAGACAGGCACUUCGGAUCAAAUCGUUCCAGAAUACCACGGAGACAGUGACGAUAUAAGUUCCUUCUUCUGCUAGCCCCAAAAUCUCUCUAACCUUGGCGGCUCUCACCUCCGGCAUCUUCGUAGAGUUUCCUUCUUCCACGUUUGCAAACUCACAACAGCAUCUUAAAGUGCCAGUAUGGUCAGAAAAGUGACCUUGUUUAAACGCCAACCCUGUCGAUCUCUGCUCUUUGAAUGUGCUCAGAGCUCCAUCCUCUUCUUCUGCUAGGAGGUCCAUCCUGCCAGCCCUGGAGGACCCAUGCAGCUUUGUGAGAGCCAUCUGGCUUUUCUCCUGUCUCCCACAUCCUUCACUGGUGGAACUGGCUACAUCUUGGCUGCAGGGUCUUUCAGCUGCUGAGGUGUGAGACAGAAAGGCAGCUCUGUCUGCUUUCCCAUGGUGGCUACAGGGGUGCAGAGCCCUGGCCGCGAUGUGCAGGAGGUGGAGGGCACGAGGUGUGCCUCUAACUGAGAAAAUCUGACAGAAAUGGGUAAAAAGGGGAAUCGACUCAGUGUGACACACCAGCCGGCUUGCAAAGUAGCUUUCUGACUGAGAGUGCACUUUAAGGAGGGAAGGAGGUCUUCGCCCACCACGGCCAGCCACCCGCUCGCUGCUCCUCCUUCAGCCCAUCUUGCUUCCAGAGGCAUGAAGCAACUAGAUCCACCCGUAAGACAAAUCACUGCUGUGGCUCUUUCUGAAGCAGAAACUAAUGGAUCUUCUAGUCGGAUCCCCUCCAAUUCCACUUGCUGACCAGGAAAGCAUUUUAAAUAGACUUAAUCCUCACAUUACCAUGGUGUAGCCUAUAGAACUUCAUGCCCUCAGUGAGCUUGUCAAGUAGCAGGUCUCUUUAGCUCCGAGUGCCAAAACAUAUCCGUUUACCAAACCGUAACACUAUUGGCUGGGGCGCCUUCCCUUGGGAGACAACAAGGGGUAUCUUGUACAGUACGUGUAAACACAGUCAUGUUUUCCUACAAGCUCAACUCUUAAAACCAUCACAUCCCCUCUCCUCUUUGCCCCUCUGCCCCCCCCAAAGGUUAGUCUUAAGAGUAAAAUCUCCAUACGCCCUUAGCUGAUUAUUCAGGUAUGUUGUUUGCCUAUGGCUACAUUUCCCCCCCCUCUCUUUCCCCCUCCUCCCACCCCCCCACCCUUUUUUUUUUUUUUUUUUUUUUUUUUUUUUGCAUGAUUAGUCAUAGUUUUCCAAUGUGCGUGGAUAAUGAAUAUAUCUAAAUCAUUAGCUUCCUGGGUUGGGGGUAAGUAAAGCUUAGUCCUGCCUAAAAUUUCCGCUUCGUUUCACAUUUGUGUCCAGUGGCUUAUGCAAAGAGAUGUCCCUUCGCCUCUGGCAAGGGCACAGCUGCUGAGAUUGCCAGGGGCUGGGUAACCCUUGUCCCCAGCAUAGCAGAGUUGAGUGAAGUUAUUUUAAGGGUUAACCCCCAGCAGGCUGCAGUCCCACCACGCGUUGCGAGAAUACCAUGUAUACCUCAUGGACUGUGUACUUUGUACAUACCUUACUGUUUGGGGUUUUGUUUUCUUGUUUUGUUGUACUUUGUCCUAAUAAGAGGUGUCAAAGAGCAAUUUAAUGUGAAUUAUUGUUGGCAAUACUAACUUGACAGAAUCAUGAGCAUUAAGAGCAGGGCGCUACAGCUCUCCGUUGCACUAAACCUCUCAUGAUUGCUUGACAUUUGUAUCUGUGAUACAGUUUAACCCUUCUAUGAGAAACAGUACAAUUUGUAUAUAUUGGUAGAAAACUCUGCCAGAAAAGCUAAAAACACUAUGUCCAACUUGUAAAUAUGUAUAUGUAUGUGGAAACCCGGAUGAUAAAGUCUGACUUGUAGAAAGUUUAAUAAACUUGGUUUCAUAA
Apus apus (common swift) is the source of this 2982-nucleotide messenger RNA. RefSeq names its product tribbles pseudokinase 1 (gene TRIB1). Gene Ontology annotation, biological process: regulation of MAP kinase activity; positive regulation of proteasomal ubiquitin-dependent protein catabolic process; protein phosphorylation. The transcript is spliced from 3 exons. NCBI's taxonomy places the organism in Eukaryota, Metazoa, Chordata, Aves, Apodiformes, Apodidae. Gene Ontology annotation, molecular function: ATP binding; protein kinase activity; mitogen-activated protein kinase kinase binding. Bases 96 to 1163 code for a protein of 355 amino acids. The record is from RefSeq and is a predicted model, not a curated record. Gene Ontology annotation, cellular component: nucleus.